UCAACAGACGUGUUUGUCUCUAGUUCGUAAUUCAAAAUUUAGUGAAACUAAAAAAUAGAUCUUAUCCCAAAAAUUAAUAACUGAAGACUACUAAGAAAUCAAUUUGUUUGAAACUAUUUGUGAUGUUACCACCAAACAUAAAUAUAUCUCCAGUAAAUAAUUGGUCCUUAUCAAACUUGAUAAAGAAAAGAGUUUUCAUUUAUCUCGUCCUAUUUUCGAUCGUUGGACGUAUUUUAUGGAGUUCAAAAAAACCAUCAUCGACAAAGUUCAGCGGUGAAAAUGUCGUGAUAAAACCUAGAGAGAAACCGUGGUUUUUUAAAGACGGAAAAGCGCCGGCAGUGCGGGCAAAGUAUUCAGAGGAACUAGGUAGACAUGAUGCGAAGAUAAUGCCGUGGCAAGAUCCAAGUGAUCGCUUUGAAAAUCAGCUGAUGUUCAUUCCGCCAAACUAUGAUGAGAAAAAGGUGGAGAAAAACAAAACGAUUCUAUUUUAUAAUGGCGAUGAAGGAUGGUGGCAUGUUUUUGAUCAAUGGGAAACAUGGUUUACAAAUAAAAAGUGUCCAGUUAAUCGUUGCCGAUUCACAAAGAAUCGCAAUGAAUCCGAUACGGCUGCCUUUAUCUUGUUUUCCGGACAACAUAUGGCGCAAAAUUUAACUAAACAACCACAUCAAGUUUACGGAUUUUACAGACUCGAGAGUCCAGUUCAUUGGACUACAAAAUUCACAAGCUCAAUCAUUUAUAAUUGGACCAUAACGUACAGGCACGACAGUACGUUUCCAAUUCCUUACUUUAAAUGGCUAUAUUUCGAUCCACAAAUCAAGCAAAUGAAGCAAACUCGAUACUAUGCUCUAAAUAAAACGAAAAAAGUCGCUAUGAUUGUGUCAAACUGUGAACCACAUAAUGAUCGACAGAUAUAUGUAGAGAAACUCCAGAAAUACAUCGAUGUUGACAUAUACGGUGCAUGUGGAACGAAACAGUGUUCGAAAAACUCAAAUGGGAACCAAGAAGAUGAGUGUUGGGAUCUCAUAUCAAGAGAGUAUAAAUUCUAUUUAUCAUUUGAAAAUUCGCAUUGUUGGGAUUACAUCACCGAAAAAGCGUAUCGCAAUGCAUUAAUUCAUAAUGCAUUACCUGUUGUAUUGGGCGCUCGUCGUGAAGAUUACGAAAGACAACUUCCAUUAAAUUCGUUCAUUUAUGUCGAAGAUUUCGCAACGGUUAAGGAUUUAGCCGACUAUUUACACAAAGUCGAUCAAGACGAUGAUCUUUAUAAUUCAUAUUUUCAGUGGAAAGGAACCGGCGAGAUACUAGACAAAUUCGAACUUCUUUGGUGUCGGGUGUGUGCAUUACUCCACGAUGAAGAUACGAUGAACACUUCACAUUGGUAUGAAGACAUAAAUAAAUGGUGGUUCGAUCCGAAAUCAAUGCGAAGCGGAUUUUGGCGUGAUACCAAUUGAUUUUGAUUAAAAAGAGACGACCACAAUGAGAUAAUUCUCUUUUAG
This is a messenger RNA of Contarinia nasturtii (swede midge), 1493 nucleotides long. RefSeq names its product glycoprotein 3-alpha-L-fucosyltransferase A-like. The transcript is spliced from 5 exons. The record is from RefSeq and is a predicted model, not a curated record. Gene Ontology annotation, molecular function: alpha-(1->3)-fucosyltransferase activity. Gene Ontology annotation, cellular component: membrane. Bases 123 to 1448 code for a protein of 441 amino acids. NCBI's taxonomy places the organism in Eukaryota, Metazoa, Arthropoda, Insecta, Diptera, Cecidomyiidae.